Messenger RNA from Zingiber officinale, 2367 nucleotides. Its product is annotated as GRAS family protein RAM1-like. Gene Ontology annotation, molecular function: DNA-binding transcription factor activity; sequence-specific DNA binding. Lineage: Eukaryota; Viridiplantae; Streptophyta; Magnoliopsida; Zingiberales; Zingiberaceae. Gene Ontology annotation, cellular component: nucleus. The transcript is spliced from 2 exons. The record is from RefSeq and is a predicted model, not a curated record. Bases 105 to 2261 code for a protein of 718 amino acids. Gene Ontology annotation, biological process: regulation of DNA-templated transcription.
CAGCUCUCCACUUCUCCAAUUCACACGCUCCGCUUCCCCUCUCUUCCUCUUCUCUUCUCCUCCUCUUCGAUCAAUUUUAGUAUCACUCGGAAGAAAUAACAAAGAUGGUUAACAACCGCUCCUCCGCAACCUUGGCGAUCCUGAAGACCACCACCACUGACGGCUCCAACUCGAAGCAGGCCACCGUCCGGCCUCCGUCGCCGACGACCUCUGCGGAGGAGUCUAACGUGCUCACUGCCACCGUAACAGAGGAAAGAGACGAGUGCUCUCUCAAAGGGCCUAAAUUCGAGGCUGACAACGAGGUAGAGGUGCAGUCCCCUGACCGCGGCCUCCUCGAGUCCUUUCUAGCCGACCACCUCGACUUCACCGCCGACUUCAUGAUCUCCUCCCCGCGGCAGGAUUACAUGAUCUGCUCCCCGCGCAGAGACUUCAUGCUCAUUUCCUCCCCCAAGAGGGACUACAUGAUUUCCUCCCCCCGAAGAGACUUCAUGAUGUCCUCCCCAAAGCGAGAGUACAUGGUCUUGUCGCCUAGGAGAACCACCGGGCUCGAGGCGGUGCCUCCCUCGCUCAUCCACUACAAUUACUCCAACAAUUCGAAGUCGCAGAGCCCGCUUCAGAAGGUCUCCAACUGUUCCAUUUAUGCUCCUCCCUAUUCCUCCCCUGUCACGGACUUCCUCCACGGGGAGAGCCUGGCGCUGCCGGCCGUCGACGCGUACCUUGAGGACUACGGCAGAGAAGGGUACGACAUGCACAGCGUGAGGUGCGACGCCGAUCAGUUCUCGUCGGAGGCGACGUCCUACACAGGGGCGGCGUUACCGCCAACGCCGACGGCCGCGGCACUGCCGUCCCUUCUUGAUUGCUUCGUGAUGGAGUCGAGAUACGGUGGCCAGAUGAUGGCGGCAGGGAUUAAUUUCUGCGCGGAAGAGGAUGCAGCAUACCAGCAUUAUGGCGGCGGCCCAGCGGUGGCGCAAACUCAGUACGAGGAACCACAGCAGAAAGCAGAGAUGGGACAUGGAUUUGUGAACUCUGUAGGAUCUACAAGUAUUGUCAGCUCUGACACCAAUACUUCGGCUGCUCUGUAUCAUGGAAUCGUUGGUGAUACCAUGUCGUCGAUCGUUUCCUCAGAGCAUGGACAGGAGCACGACAGUGGGUUGCAACUGGUACAUCUGCUGUUGGCGUGCGCGGAGGCGAUCGCCAAGGACGACUUAGUGAGCGGGCGGCGUUACCUCCACCACCUCAAGCGCGUCGUCUCGCCGCUCGGCGACUCCAUGCAGCGCGUGGCCUCUUGUUUCACCGACGCCCUUGCCGCCAGACUCUCCCCGACCUCCUCCUCCUUACCAUCACCAUCAGGCUACGGCGGCCGGUGCAUUAAGCCACCGCACCCCGUCGAAGUGCUAAAGAUAUAUCAGAUUAUAUACCAGGCGUGCCCCUACAUCAAGUUCGCCCACUUCACCGCCAACCAGGCCAUCUUCGAGGCGUUCGAGUCGGAGGACUGCGUCCAUGUGAUCGACCUGGACAUCCUACAGGGGUACCAGUGGCCGGCCUUUCUGCAGGCCCUUGCCGCCCGUCCCGGCGGCGCGCCCGCUCUCCGCAUCACCGGCGUGGGGCAUCCGGCCGAGGCCGUCCGCGAAACCGGGCGCCAUCUUGCCGAGCUGGCCCACUCCCUCCGCGUGCCCUUCGAGUUUCACGCAGCCGCAGUAGAGCAGCUGGAGGAUCUCCGGCCCAGCAUGCUCCACCGCCGGGUGGGGGAGGCGCUGGCGGUGAACUCGGUGGACCGGCUCCAUCUGGUGCCGGGGGCCCACAUUGGCCCGCUGCUGGCCAUGAUCCGGGACCAGGCGCCGAAGAUUUUGACGUUGGUGGAGCAGGAAGCGAGCCACAACGGGCCCUACUUCCUGGGGCGUUUUUUGGAGGCGCUACACUACUACUCGGCCAUCUUCGACUCGCUGGACGCGACGUUCCCGGCGGAGUCGGCUGCUCGGGCGAAGGUGGAGCAGCUGCUGCUGGCACCGGAGAUAUGCAACAUCGUGGCGUGCGAGGGGAGCGAGAGGGUGGUGCGGCACGAGAGAUUGGAGAGGUGGCGGCGGAUGAUGGAGGGGAGGGGGUUCAAGGGGGUGGCGCUGAGUGGGAACGCGGUGAACCAGAGCAAGAUCUUGCUGGGGUUGUACCCCUGUGAUGGGUACAGGCUGACGGAGGACAAGGGAUGCUUGCUGUUGGGGUGGCAGGACCGCCCCAUCAUCGCCGCUUCCGCCUGGAGAUGCUGAUCAUCACCGCGCGCCUAGCUCAUCCAUACAUCGUCCCAUUGCUAGCUAGUCACCACGCUAAAACCACAAUUUGAUUACAUGGCUAUAAUAUUAAUAUCAUAAUGGA